Molecule: messenger RNA, 7314 nt
Organism: Cuculus canorus (common cuckoo)
Lineage: Eukaryota; Metazoa; Chordata; Aves; Cuculiformes; Cuculidae
Product: toll-like receptor 7
Exons: 2
Coding region: 153-3278 (1041 amino acids)
Biological process (GO): defense response to virus; positive regulation of interleukin-6 production; toll-like receptor 7 signaling pathway
Cellular component (GO): plasma membrane
Molecular function (GO): pattern recognition receptor activity; protein binding
Source: RefSeq, a predicted model, not a curated record
GAGUGAGUUACGCUGUUAUAUUUUCCUCUGCACCUGAACUGAACCCGUGGGGACCUUUUUUAUGCUGUUUUCUUCUGCUGUGAUUUACAGUCUCCUCCAAUAACAAAUUUGCCAGACCUGGGAGCACACAGAAAACGGUACCUUGUGCAAAGAUGUCAAAUGCAUUGACAUUUAUCUUGCUCUUCCUAUUUCCAUCACUGCUGUCAGGAGCUUGGUUUCCCAAAAGUUUACCCUGUGAUGUUAAAGCCUCUGAAGGGACUGUGGCAGUGGACUGCACCUAUCGUCGUCUCAAUGAUGUUCCCAAGGGGAUCCCUACAAAUGCUACCAACCUUACCCUGAGUAUUAACCAUAUUCCCCAUCUCUAUCCAACAUCCUUUGCUCAUCUUAAAAACCUUGUGGAGAUUGACUUCAGAUGCAACUGUGUGCCUGUCAAACUGGGGCCCAAAGAUCGUGUGUGCAACACAAGACCAAAUAUUGAGAAUGGCAGUUUUGUUGUCCUGCCAAGAUUGAAGUCAUUGUAUUUGGAUGCAAAUCAGCUUUUGGAAAUACCUCGAGGUCUUCCUAGUACUUUAAGUCUGCUGAGCCUGGAAGCCAACAGUAUCUUUUCUAUCCAAAAAGCUAAUUUGUCAGAGCUAGGAAACAUUGAAAUGUUGUAUCUGGGACAGAACUGUUACUACCGUAACCCAUGCAAUGUUUCAUUUGAAAUUGAAAAAACUGCCUUUCUGGAGCUGAAAAAAUUAACAAUACUAUCCCUGAAGUCUAACAACUUAACUCAUGUUCCACCCAAUUUGUCAUCUACUUUAAAGGAAUUAUACAUUUACAACAACAUGAUUCAAGAGAUUCAAGAACAGGAUUUAAGUGACCUUCACAACCUAGAAAUUCUUGAUCUAAGUGGCAAUUGCCCACGUUGCUAUAAUGCACCAUAUCCUUGUACUCCCUGCCCCAAGAGCUCAAUUGAGAUACAUGCAAAGGCUUUUCACUCCUUGAAAAAUUUAAGGAUCUUGCGACUUCACAGUAACUCUCUGCACACCAUACCCAGCAGCUGGUUUAAAAACAUCAGGAAUCUCAAAGAGCUUGACCUCUCCCAGAAUUUCCUCAUAAAAGAGAUUGGAGAUGCUCAGUUUUUGAAGUUUAUCCCCAGCCUUGUAGAGCUUGAUCUGUCCUUUAAUUUUGAGCCAAAGACGUACCAACCAUGCUUGAAUCUGUCUAAGACAUUUUCUUCCCUCUCAAAUCUGGAAACCCUCAGGCUCAGGGGUUAUGUCUUUAAAGAACUGAGAGAAGGAAAUCUAGGUCCAUUGCUCAAUCUUAGAAAUCUAACAGUGUUGGAUCUUGGGACUAAUUUUAUUAAAAUUGCUGACCUGAGAAUGUUCCAGCAAUUCCCAGCUCUUAAGUUCAUAGACCUCUCAGUGAAUAAAAUUUCUCCUUCUUCAGGUGACACUAACUCUAAUGGGUUUUGCUCUAAUCCUAGGAUUUCACUAGAGCAAUACAACAGGCAAAUAUUACAAGAGAUGCAUUAUUUCAGGUAUGACGUGUAUGAACGAAGCUGCAGGUCCAAAGACAAAGAGGCUGCGUCCUAUGAAUCUUCAGUUAACGAAGAGUGCCUGAAAUAUGGAGAAACUCUAGAUUUGAGUAGGAACAAUGUUUUUUUUGUUAACCCCUCAGACUUUGAGGGACUUAGUUCCCUCAGAUGUCUCAACUUGUCAGAUAAUGCAAUAAGUCAAUUUUUAAAUGGAAGUGAAUUUUCCUACUUGUCUGGUUUGAAAUAUCUGGAUUUUUCUAACAAUCGGAUUGACUUGCUCUACCCAACUGCUUUCGAAGAGCUAAAACUUUUAGAAAUUCUUGACCUGAGCAAUAACAAACAUUAUUUCCUGGCAGAAGGUGUUACUCACAUGCUUAGUUUUAUGAAGGACUUGACCCAUCUGAAGAAGCUGAUGAUGAAUGAGAAUGAGAUUUCUACUGCUGCAAACACAGGAAUGGAAAGCCAUUCCCUCCAGAUUUUAGAAUUCAGAGGAAAUCGUUUAGAUAUUUUAUGGAUGGAUGGGAAUGCCAGGUACGUGUCAUUCUUCAAAAAUCUGACCAGCCUCGAACAACUGGAUAUUUCCUUCAACUCACUGAGUUUUAUACCUCCUGAUGUUUUUAAAGCUAUGCCUCCGGAACUCAAGAUCCUCAACUUAACCAAUAACAGGAUGAAAAGUUUCCACUGGGGCAGCCUGACAUAUCUGAAGAAACUAGUGACCCUGGACCUGAGCAAUAACCUUUUGACUGCUGUUCCCCGAGAACUGUCCAACUGCUCUUCAAUGCUUGAAGAACUGAUGCUCCGAAACAAUCUCAUUCAACAUCUAAGUAAACAUUUUCUCCGAGGUGCUUUUAAGUUGAAAUACUUGGACCUAAGCUCAAAUAAGAUUGAAAUGAUUAAAAAGUCUAGUUUCCCUGAAAAUGUCAUUAACAACCUGAGGGUGCUGCUUUUGCAUGGCAAUCCUUUCAAGUGCAAUUGUGAUGCCGUGUGGUUUGUUUGGUGGAUCAAUCAGACUCAAGUGACUAUUCCUCUUCUGGCCACAGACGUGACCUGUGCUGGCCCAGGGGCACACAAAGGAAAGAGCGUGGUUUUCUUGGAUCUGUAUACCUGUGAGCUGGACACCUCGUACUUGAUCCUGUACGCUCUGUCACUUGCUACUCUCCUCGGCUUUAUGGUGUUCACAGUGACGAGCCAUCUCUAUUUCUGGGAUGUGUGGUAUAGUUACCAUUACUGCACUGCCAAGCUGAAGGGCUAUCAGCGUUUAUCUUCACCAGAUUCUUGCUACGAUGCUUUUAUUGCCUAUGACAAUGAAGAUCCAGCUGUGAAUGAGUGGGUGCUGACAGAACUGGUUGAAAGGCUGGAAAAUCAAAAAGCCAGACGUUUCAAUUUGUGCCUGGAAGAAAGGGACUGGCUCCCAGGACAGCCAGUCUUUGACAACCUAUCCCAGAGCAUUCAGCUGAGCAGAAAGACCAUAUUUGUGCUGACCAAGAAGUAUAUUAAAAGCGGCAGCUUCAAGACCACAUUUUACAUGGCCCACCAGCGGCUUCUAGAUGAAAAAAUGGAUGUUAUUAUCUUGAUAUUUCUUGAGAAGGCUUUGCAGAAGUCCCGCUAUGUGCGGCUGAGGAAGAGGCUGUGCAGAAGUUCUGUCCUGGAAUGGCCGACUAACCCUCGAUCUCAGCCCUACUUCUGGCAGUGCCUGAAAAAUGCAGUAGCUACGAGCAGUGCCCUGGCUUACAACAAGCUACUCCAAGAAACUGUUUAGCUCUACCCUUCCCUGUAAGUAGUCUUAUGAGGCACAGUGUGCAGAAGAUCCUAAGCUUCAUUUGGAGAAGCUGUUGAAGCGUGGAGCAUAAAUGUAAUUGUGAUAGUGUAUCCCAAAACAAAAUGCACCUUUGGUGACAAAGCGGAUGGUUCACUUGUUUUGCUACAACAAGACUGAACAGCAACUGUUGUCAGCACAGAUGUUUAGCGAACAUGUGCCUGGCUUGGCAUCAUUUGCUGCACAGCAAGAGAAGAUGCACUACUCACUGGAAGUCCCUAGUUUAGAACAGAAUCAGUGCUUCCACUUUCUAGUUUGCUGGAGGUCUCCAGUGUUGCCUGUGGUUGGGUCAAGUGUUGCUGAGACACUUGCUCCGCUUACUCUAGUACACAGACUGCCGGGAGGAGUUUGAGCGUGCCUAAAGUUGCUGCUGUUCAGAUCACUGUUGGAGUAAAUGUGAUUUUAAUAGUAAACUGUAUUUUCUGCUUGGAGUAUUUAUGAAACACAAGAAGAUUUCCUGACGCAUUCCUCAAAAACACCUUAAGCAAUGCUGAUGCUUUGAUUUUAGGAGUUAGGAAAAUGUAAGAAUAAUUAUCUUUUCUUCUUGGGCUUACAGCCGCUGAGCCUACUGCUUCUGUCUGAGUAACCACCUCUGCAAAGAGUAACUGGUGGUCCUCAUCUUUGCAGCAGCUAAGACCUUCUGAGGGUCUACCCUUUGAUCGAUGUUCUGGUUUGAGCUAAAAUAGAAUCAGUUUUCUAACUUUUUUCCUAAGCCCCAUCUAAGUAACUUCAUUUUCUGAAAGAUAACUGCAUGUUUUUCAGACAGUGGUUUUCUCUCUGGAAGUGGUAACACAGGGCACUGAUGUGCUGAAUGGCCAUUACUUAUACUUAUACUUACAGAAACCAAAGCCAUCACUGAGCUGGUCGAAUGCUGUACGUGAAAGGGGCAAAAAAAGGGUAGCACUUUGUAGGGAGGGGUGGACAGGGCAGGUGGUUCCGAACUGACCAGUGGAGUAUUCAUUGAAUCAUAGAAUUAUAGAAUCACCAGAUUGGAAAAGACCUCUUGGAUCACUGAGUCCAACCAUUCCUAUCUGCCACUAAAUCAUGUCCCUGAGCACCUCGUGUAUCCAUCUUUUAAACACCUCCAGGGAUGGUGACUCAACCCCCUCCCUGGGCAGAUGCUGCCAGUGCCCAAUGACUCUUUCUGUGAAAAAUUUUUUUCUGAUAUGCAGUCUGAACCUACCCUGGUGGAGCUUGAGGCCAUUCUCCCUUGUCCUGUCCCCUGUCACUUGGGAGGAGAGGCCAGCUCCCUCCUCUCCACAACCUCCUUUCAGGUAGUUGUAGAGAGCAAUAAGGUCUCCCCUCAGCCUCCUCUUCUCCAGGCUAAACAACCCCAGCUCUCUCAGCUGCUCCUCGUAAGACUUGUUCUCCAGCCCCCUCAUCAGCUUCGUUGCUCUUCUCUGGACACGCUCCAGAACCUCAACAUCAUUCUUGUAGUGAGGGACCACAUUCUAUUCCGUGUACAUCAUACUUGGGAUAAAACUAAGGGAUAAAGAGGGUGAAGCUUUCUUCUCUGAUGGCCAGUGUCCAGUGAGGAUCUCAUCUGUCUUUUUGUCCCUGAUCCUGGAUCUAUGCAUUCCUGAAUCUAGUUCUUGAGUCCAGCUCCCUCCUGCCACUGAGUCCAGCCCACGACUUUUUCCCUGUGACUGCACUGCAGCAUCAGUAGCAAUGUAGUCACUGCAAGGAGACGAUACAAUUUCAUAUAUUUGUAUAUAUUUUGUUAUUUUCUUAUAACUAGUACUUUCCUUAUUAUUAUUAUUGUUUCAUUAAAGCUGUUUUUGGUUUUAGUUUCCAACCCACAAGUCUGUUUCUCUCAUUUCCUUUUCAUUGUUCCCUAGGGAAGGAGGGAACUGAGACCACCAUAACUGCUGGAAUCUAUCUGCCAGUCAAGCCAGGCCAGGGCUAAACUAUGACAAUCAAAGACAGUAAUCCCAGAGCAGGUUUAUAUAUAUAUAUUUCUAUUUAUAUACACAAAUACCUGUGUGUAUAUAUAUAUAUAAAAUAUGAAAAAUAUAUAUGUAUAUACACAUAUAUUAAAAAAACUUCAGCUUUUUUUUUAAAGAGUAAUUUUUAAUGUCAUUGACCUCAACUAGGAGUCUUCAAACAAGCCUAGUUUCAUUUGUUUAUGUCAAAAACAUACUGAAUUCAUUUAACGAAUCUUAUACAAAGAAAGAGUAUGGUUUACAUACUGAAAGGAAAAAAACCUAAAGAUACAGAACUUUUAAGGCGAGCUAAAUAUAUAACUAUCUCUAAAGAAUGUAGAACCUAAGAGCACAAAAGAAAAGCAUUUUCUCAAAGUAGCAUUCUAUUCUCAGGAACAAACAAAAUGAACCGACAGUCUGAGUGUGACACUGUGCUCGAGUAUUUUCUUGUCUUAGCAAUUUUUUAUGCAAUGACUUACUAAUAUGUAUUGAGAAAGUAGUUCUUUCUCUUGGAUAAGCCAGUUACUUUUCAAAAAGAAAAAGAAAACUCUCCUUUUUGUAGUCCUUCACGGCAAGGUACUUCAAACUAGUGGAGGUGUUACAAUGAAUAGCAGCAAGGGAAAAGGGUAGAUGUUCCACUUGCCUCCUCUGCGAGCAGCUGUCCUGCAUGCCAAAAUUAAGAGAGAGUAGCUCAGGGUGCUCAAAUACAAAUCUUGUCCCAAACAGCCCCUCCCUGGAGGAGCCAGGCUGUCCCCAGGGGAAACAGCUGUCUCCAGUAAGAUCCUGCACUGGACUGCUAAAAAGGGGUAGUGUGAAUGCCCCCUCCUGUUGAACUCCCCAGUGUAAACUGUCUUUACAUGUGACAGCCUAGUGCAGAUUCCCAAGUGUUCUUACUGGUGUUUCAUUGGGUGAAAUAAAGCUCUCAGUUUCAGCCACCAGGAUCAACUGUUUUCUCACAUCUAUCUACACAGACUUUUCUGAAUUUGCUGCAGAGCAGAGGGCUCAGAAAGGAGUUUAAAGGCAAACAUGGCACAGCAGAGCCUAAGCCUCUACAGCAAUCUUCCUAGGUAGUCCUCUUUGGCUGGAGGUAGGGCUGCUAUUUCGCUGAACGUAAGAUUGAGAAGGAUGAGCAGAAGAAAAGACUGAAGGAUGAGGGAAAUUCUGCAGACCCAAAGACCACCUGAAUGAAAGAUGAACUAAUCAGUAUAUUAUGCAAAGAACACUUAACACUUCAUUGCCUUGUGAAUUUAUUAUAUUAUUUCUCUCUCCAUUUCAAGUUUUCCUCUAUGUGUCCUCAACUGGAAUUUGUUGUGAUUUGUUUUAUGCUGCAUAAUGUGCAGGGAAAAAAGAAAACUAAAAAAUGUAUUAACUAUAAUGAUUUUUAAUAUAUGCAUAUAGUGUAUAUUCGUAAAUUCCUGGUAACUACAAGAAUUUCUGAAAACUUCUCUCUCCUUCUCUUCCUCUUGCUCUCUCUGUGAGAGAGAGCAAUACGUUGUCAAGUCUACAGCAGAGCAGAGUACCUGUUAUGCCUUGGUAAUCCGAUGCAGUUAUUUUUCAAAGACAGAAUUGGAAAAUUUCUUGUAGCAUAACUGAAUGGAAAACGUGUGUUGGCAGAAUGAAACAAUACAAACUGGAGCAAUAUCUGAAUACAAUAUAUCUCAUUCUUUAGGAAGAGUAUUGUUGAGACAGUUAGUUCUUAAUGAAUCCUCACAUUCCUCUGCCUGCUGACCACUGCAUGACCACACACCCAAGUGGACAUAAUGAUUUUACUUCUCAUUUUUCUUUACACUUAUUGGUCUCCUCCUUUAUCUUACUUUCACUUCCUAUUUUACAGGGGCUUUUUCUAUGGAGCGAAUAAAUUGGCUCAACAGUAAUUUCAAAUGUCUACAUUCACUCUAGUCAUUAUGUUUUGUCCUCAUUUUAGAUGACAAAAUAGCUCAUGCUAACUAUUCAGUAUGAUAUAUUUCAUAUGCAUCCAUAUGGACAUGCAUUAAAUGAAAACAUAUUGGAGAAGAAACUUCAUGUCAUUUUAGAGUGAUGCAGAAGACACACACCUA